Molecule: messenger RNA, 5045 nt
Organism: Dunckerocampus dactyliophorus (ringed pipefish)
Lineage: Eukaryota; Metazoa; Chordata; Actinopteri; Syngnathiformes; Syngnathidae
Product: axin-1-like
Exons: 13
Coding region: 240-2912 (890 amino acids)
Biological process (GO): negative regulation of canonical Wnt signaling pathway
Source: RefSeq, a predicted model, not a curated record
ACGAGCCCGUGGCUAGUGAGUAUUAUUGCCGUGAAGCCACCAUGGCGAGUUGAGACGUCUCCUUCACAUUUAACCCGAUCAAGCCUUCCUCAUGCUGCCUUUCGGAGUACACACUCGCCGCCUGUAUCCCCCAUGCGGCACAACACGGGGGUCGGCCUCUCAGAGACGGGAGAAUUGUUUGUCUGCAAAAUCGUUGCUGUAGGGGGGCCGUCUGACCUCUGCUGUGCGCAAGCAGAGACAUGAGCGUUGUCAGGGACUUGGAUGGGAUUGGGUUCAGGGGUGGCGGCGGCGGGGUGGUGGCCUCCCUGAGUGGCCCGACCCAUUUCACGGAGGAUGCGCCGCGGCCGCCGGUCCCAGGUGAGGAGGGCUCUGAUGUGGACAACCUGGUUCAGUCGACAGUCAGCCGUCCAGGCGGCCUCUCUCAGACACUCGGCUUUGCCCUGUCGUCUUCAUCUGCCAAGAUGGGGGAUUCCUCAAGCUACACGCCCUCCUCCUCGUCCGCCACCCCCCGCCGUUCCGACCUGGACUUGGGCUACGAACCGGAGGGCUCGGCCUCGCCCACGCCGCCGUACCUGAAGUGGGCCGAGUCCCUCCACUCGCUCCUGGAUGACCAGGAAGGAAUCCAGCUGUUUCGGAACUUCCUGUGCCAGGAAGGGUGUGCGGACCUCCUGGACUUCUGGUUCGCCUGCUCGGGGUUUCGGAAGACCAGCCAGGAUAAGAGGACCAAGCUAGCUAAGGCCAUCUACAGGAAGUACAUCAUGGACGGAAGCGGGAUUGUCUCCAGGCAGAUCAAGCCGGCCACUAAGAGCUUCAUCCGAGACUGUGUGGGGAGGCCGCAUCCGGACCCCGCCAUGUUUGAGCAGGCCCAGACGGAGAUCCAGGCCAUGAUGGAGGAGAACACCUACCCUUUGUUCCUCAAGUCAGACCUGUACUUGGAGUACACGCGGUCGGGAGGGGAGAGCCCCAAGCUGAACCCGAACGAUCAGAGCCCUUCGUCAGGGCCUGCUAAGCCAGUGCCUGGCUGUUUGCCUACGCUGCCCGAGGAUGAGGAGUGGAGGUGCAGAGGCGGUCCGAGGGAAGCGGAGGAAGAGGAGGAAGAGAAGGAAGAGUGCGGAGACACACCAGUUGGAAGGUUGACCCACAGCCUGCUGAUGAAGACGGUACCACAGAGAUCUUCGGCCGGCAGGAGGCGGCAGGACAGCAGGGAGUACAGACCUUGGAGAGAGCCAGUGAACCCGUACUACGCCAAUAUGGGCUAUGCUCGCGCCCCCGCCACCAGUGCCAAUGACAGUGAGCAGCAGAGCAUGUCAAGCGACGCCGACACGCUGUCGCUGACCGACAGCAGUGUAGAUGGUAUCCCUCCUUAUAGGUAUCGCAAGCAGCAUCGCAAGGAGAUGCAUGAAAGUGCCAAAGCUAACGGACGUGUGCCCCUACCUCAUAUACCUCGCACGUAUCGCAUGCCAAAGGACAUCCAUGUAGAGCCUGAGAGGUUUGCAGCUGAGCUCAUCAGGAGGCUGGAGAUGGUUCUGAGAGAGCGGGAGGCUGAGGAGCGUCUGGAAGAGCGGCUGAAGAGAGUACGGCUGGAAGAGGAGGGCGACGACGCCGACAUCUCCGUCACGACCUCCAUGUCUUCCCACAGCAUACCACUCCCCCUCCCCUCGUCAUUCCCCCCUCUCUACGGCGCUCACUACUCAGAGACCACCGCCAACACAGGAGCCGUGGCCACGUACGGCGGCCUGGUCGCCAUGGAGGAUUCCCACGAUGACGACCCAGAGUCCAUUCUGGACGAGCACGUGCAGCGGGUGAUGAAAACGCCGGGAUGCCAGUCGCCGGGGGCAACCAACGGCACCUUAGGAGGGGGCGGCCGACAGACGCCUCCCAAGUCAUCACGGUCGCCCGAUGGCGGAGUUGGCCCGCCUCACUACCCGCUGCACCGAGGGGGGGUUCACAGUCUGCCUGCUUCUGGGGUCAAAGGUAUGCAUCACCACAAGCAGCUGUACCACCACAGAGGAAGAGAAGGCCAGGAGGAGACGGGAUCCAGGUCUCAGCCCAACUUCCUUUGGAAUGGCGAGCCAGCUAGCCAGUAUGCAACCAGAAGUCGAAACUACGCCGACGGGGCCGGAGCCAGCACCCUGGAUGGAAUGGGUUACAGCAGUAAAGGGAGCACGCUAUCACGACGUGGCAAAAAACCAUUGGAGGCGUCGGGCAAAGGCGACGAGGGUGGGCGUGGUAUGGAUACUCAGGUACCUCUGGAUGACCUGGAGAGGAACCAGAAGAUCCUCCAAUGGAUGAUUGAGGGCGACCGGCAGAGGAAAAGCUCACACGGUGGUAGCACCAGCAGCUCCAGGCGGACGGGAGGCAGCAGCGAGUCGCCACGUCCCACUUCGGUGGAGCGACCUGGUGCCGUCCACCCAUGGGUCUCGGCGCACCUGCGCAACAACCCCUCCUCGGUGUCCCCCGCCAUUGUCUCCCACCCGGUGGCAGCAGCGGCACAGGUGCAGCCCUCGCACCCUUUCAUUCAGGACCCCGCCAUGCCCCCCAACCCUGCUCCCAACCCCCUCACCCAGCUCGAGGAGGCCAAACGGAGGCUGGAGGAGGAGCGGAGGAGGGCGGCGCUUCAGCAAGCUAAGCAGAGGCACAAGUCUGCCAAGCGUCAAGUGUGCGAGAACAUGACUGUGGCCUACUACUUCUGUGGUGAGCCAAUCCCAUACCGGACCUCGGUCAAAGGUCGAGUGGUGACUCUGGGCCAGUUCAAGGAGCUGCUGACCAAAAAGGGGCACUACAGGUUCUACUUCAAGAAAGUCAGCGACGAGUUUGACUGCGGCGUGGUGUUCGAGGAGGUCAGAGACGAUGAUGCCAUACUGCCCAUCUUCGAGGAGAAGAUCAUCGGGAAGGUGGAGAAGGUGGACUGAAGCAGGUGGCGAAAGUGAGGUGAAGAUCCACCAGGAGGAGCACGUUUGGGACAAAUGCAGUAGAGAUGGAGGAAAAGAAAAGCAAGUCAGAUAAACGAACGGAGAAGCGUGUGAAUGAAAGUGUGGCAGGAGCUGAUGGAAUAUCUGCAUCAUGUUUGGAUCACAAUGGAAGAUGACAUCUUUUCUUGCCUUCACUGUGGACCUUUUUUAAAUCUGGUGUCUGUCCACUCUGCCACAACCAUGGGGAGAAAAGGGCGAGGUUUAAGUCUUCCACUUCUUCUCCGGAGGAGCCUGUCCUCCUCCGCAGACAGACCAUUACCAUGCUGCUACAUGAUCACGGCGCUCACAGGCACCCCACCUCGUCUCCCUUCCUCAUCAGCUUCCGAGGAGAGGAUGAGGACGGAGGAUCAAAGGGAAGCUGCUCCUCUUGUCCAUUUGGAGGACAUCACGCGGCAAUGUCUCCAAUUCAACAGUUCUCUACACGUGUUUACCAAAGCUACAUUUUUUAGGUUUGUGUUUUGAUGGGACAAGUAUGUACAAGACAGGUACUAUGACAUAUGAAUUAAUGCAGCCUAGUUGACAUAUCUCCACCUAAUGUUCUAUUAUCAUGUACAUUUAAAAAAAAAAAAAAAAAAGCUCAUUCUUUUACCAUUUCAGGACCUUGCCUCCCCAAAUCCCAUUUCUUCGUUUUUUUUUCUUACACAACAUCUUUGUACACAUUUUUAUUCCUACCCCUCACCAACCAGUCGUGAAGUAUCAUGAACGUAGAGAGCACGCUUGACAAUGUGCCGUCCUGGCCACUCACAUUUACCCACCAAGUCGAGGUGCCUACGCUGCCCACGCCUGAACCAGCCAAAGACCACAAAUCCGCCCCCACCCCCUCAGUCGUUCGGAUAUUACAACCUUUGUAGUGAAAUGUUUUUUUUUUGUUUUUUUUUUUUAGUUUUGAGCAUUUCAACCAAGGCACAAUGUAAAAAAUGUCUUUCUAAAUUAAAAAAAAAUAAAUAUUGGAAAGCUACAUGGCGAGUGGCUAGAACAGCAUUUAAUAUGCUAGCGAGUAGAUGGACAUUCUAAAGUUGACAAACUUAAAAAGUCAUCCCACGAAAAUUUUUCAUCUUAAAUUAAUCAGUUUAUUUAAUAAUAAUUUAUACAUUGUUGCUGUACAAUUUAUAUUUAAAAAAAAAAAAAAAAAAAAAAGCUACAUGCUUUUUGUUGGACAGCAGAAUUAUGUUGUUGAUCUGUAUCAACCACAACAAUGUUCAUGACUAAGAUGGCUCUUCUUUCUACGGCAAACUAGUCGAGCCCAAAUCAGCAUCGCCUCUGCUGGUCGCAGCCAAGCAGUGCGUUCCACACAACUUUUCCCUCUGCGGAUGAUCUGUUUUUAAGAGGUGAGGUUUAUCGCUCUGCCAACUUGACCAAGAAAUAUGGGUAAAUCUAAGUAUUUCCUAAAUUGACCUUUUCGAGUCCUCCCAUCAUAAUGAGCAAAAAGGAGUUUGAAUGUUAACGAGUCUGUUGGACAGGAACCAGGUGAAUGUAACUUUCAUGGAGGUUUAAUGUUAAACUAUGAAUGAAUGAAUGUGCUUUUCCACCAGGAAGUGGACCUCUGCUGACUUCUUUCUUUGUCCUGGGGAGGGAAACUAGCAUAGCAGCCUGAAAACCUGUUAUAUGCCUUGGAUAUGACUUUUUUUUCCAACUGAUUUGUUUAUUGAAAAAAAAUAAUAAUUUGAAUAACCAAGCAUGUUUAUAAGGAAUGUUUUCCGGUCCAUUUUAUGUUUAUCUGCAAAUGGCAACAUCUGUUUUGUUGCCAGUUUGUGUGAAACACAGUGCCUUUUUAUCUCAGCUUCUUUUUGUUUAUGAAGCAAUUAAUCGGUUUAAUGUGUAUUUUUUCCCCCCCUCACUUUGACCUAUUGUAAUUAUUUUAUAUAUAUUUUUUUUAGCUUCCAGACAUGCUCGGCCACUCCCUCCUUGUCCUAUGAUGAUGGUCUGCUGUAAAUAUGUACAUUUAUCAUUUCAUACACGCCUUUCUCUCCCGCGCCACACGUCCAGGUGUUGUUGCCAAGAUGUCACUGAUGUGCUGGUUCCACUUGUACAUUUCUUUGCAAAAGGUACUUCAUAAUAAAGAUGUUGGAUAAA